AUGGAGACGGAGACGGAGACGGAGACAGGGAGAAGGUUUUGUCUGCUACUGAGUCGACUCGUUCUUCUUCUUUUUGUUUUCUUCGCAAAAUCGUCUUCUGCUCAGCACCGAGCACCAGGGUUUCUCUACACCAGAGCAAGAGGAAGAUGCACACCCCAGUACUGGAGCAGCAGGACAGAGUCAUGGCCGAAGAUGGUGCCUCAGAUGUCGACGGUGUCCAAAGUGUUCGGUUCGCGGGCGUUCGAACGAUACAGAUACGAUCUGACGCUGCUGGAGGCUGCGGGGAGGAAUGACGACGGAGAUAAUGUAUUUGCGCGGCUGGUGAAAGAGUCCACGGCGGCGCUGCUGAAUUCAUACGCCAGAAAAGGGUAUCCUUACGCGGCGUGGGAAGUCAAGACUUUGGUUAUACAAGCUUUGGUUUCAAAAGAGGCUGCGUCCGUUCAAGCCCAGAAGUUUUCCCAGGCCAAUCAGAAUUGCACUGGCUACUAG
Molecule: messenger RNA, 489 nt
Organism: Fraxinus pennsylvanica
Lineage: Eukaryota; Viridiplantae; Streptophyta; Magnoliopsida; Lamiales; Oleaceae
Source: the annotation of a GenBank genome assembly